This is a messenger RNA of Saccharomyces paradoxus, 2571 nucleotides long. RefSeq names its product peptide alpha-N-acetyltransferase complex A subunit NAT1 (gene NAT1). Lineage: Eukaryota; Fungi; Ascomycota; Saccharomycetes; Saccharomycetales; Saccharomycetaceae. Gene Ontology annotation, biological process: N-terminal peptidyl-methionine acetylation. The transcript has a single exon. Gene Ontology annotation, cellular component: cytoplasm; NatA complex. The record is from RefSeq and is a predicted model, not a curated record. Gene Ontology annotation, molecular function: protein binding; protein-N-terminal amino-acid acetyltransferase activity. Bases 1 to 2571 code for a protein of 856 amino acids.
AUGUCCAGAAAAAGAGGCACUAAGCCCAAACCAGUAGCUAAAACAGCUCUGAAGAAAGAAAAUGAUCAGUUCCUCGAGGCUUUGAAACUAUACGAAGGCAAGCAAUACAAGAAAUCUCUCAAGCUGCUAGACGCAAUCUUGAAAAAAGAUGGUAGUCACGUUGAUUCCUUGGCUUUAAAGGGUCUUGAUUUAUAUUCUGUAGGUGAGAAAGAUGACGCCGCUUCCUAUGUGGCUAAUGCCAUCAGGAAAAUUGAGGGCGUUUCUGCAUCACCAAUCUGCUGCCAUGUAUUAGGUAUCUAUAUGAGAAACACCAAAGAGUACAAAGAAUCUAUUAAAUGGUUCACGGCGGCUUUGAACAAUGGCUCCACUAACAAGCAAAUACAUAGAGACUUGGCAACUUUACAAUCACAAAUCGGUGAUUUCAAGAGUGCUUUAGUUUCCAGGAAAAAGUAUUGGGAAUCAUUUCUUGGCUACCGUGCCAACUGGACGUCAUUAGCUGUCGCGCAAGAUGUAAAUGGUGAAAGGCAACAAGCAAUCAACACGUUAUCUCAAUUUGAAAAACUCGCUGAGGGAAAAAUAUCUGAUUCGGAGAAAUAUGAACACAGUGAGUGUUUAAUGUACAAAAAUGACAUUAUGUAUAAGGCUGCCGGUGAUAACCAAGACAAGUUGCAAAAUGUAUUGAAGCAUUUGAAUGAUGUCGAACCAUGUGUCUUUGAUAAGUUCGGUUUAUUAGAGAGAAAAGCAACAGUUUACAUGAAAUUGGGUCAACUAAAAGAUGCGUCCAUUGUUUAUAGAACUCUAAUCAAAAGGAAUCCAGACAAUUUUAAGUACUAUAAAUUGCUGGAAGUAUCUUUGGGAAUCCAAGGUGACGAUAAAUUGAGGAAAGCUUUGUAUGGAAAACUCGAACAAUUUUAUCCAAGAUGCGAACCACCAAAGUUUAUUCCACUAACUUUUCUUCAGGAUGAAGAAGAACUUGACAAAAAAUUGAAAGAAUAUGUUUUGCCCCAACUAAAGCGUGGUGUUCCAGCAACUUUCUCCAACGUAAAACCUCUUUAUCAAAGAAGGAAGUCCAAAGUUUCACCACUAUUGGAAAAAAUUGUCCUUGAUUAUUUGUCCGGAUUGGAUGGCACGCAGGAUCCAAUUCCAUUUAUUUGGACGAAUUACUACUUGUCUCAGCAUUACCUUUUCCUAAAUGAUUUCCCCAAAGCCCAAGAAUAUAUCGAUGCUGCCCUUGACCACACCCCAACUUUAGUUGAGUUCUACAUCCUCAAGGCACGUAUUCUGAAGCAUCUAGGCCUAAUGGACACAGCUGCCGAGAUUUUGGAAGAAGGCAGGCAACUAGAUUUGCAGGACAGGUUUAUCAAUUGUAAGACGGUGAAGUACUUUUUAAGGGCGAACAAUAUUGACAAGGGUGUCGAAAUCGCAUCCCUUUUCACCAAGAACGAUGAUUCCGUUAAUGGUAUUAAGGACUUACACCUUGUAGAAGCUUCCUGGUUUAUCGUGGAGCAGGCAGAAGCCUAUUAUAGACUGUACCUAGAAAGAAAAAAGAGAUUAGAUGAUUUGGUGUCACUAAAGAAUGGGGAAGAAGAAGAUGAAAACGGAGGAACUGCAAAUGAUAUCAAAGAAAACCAGUGGCUUGUUCGCAAAUAUAAAGGUCUGGCACUGAAAAGAUUCAAUGCUAUUCCUAAGUUCUAUAAACAAUUUGAAGAUGAUCAGCUGGAUUUCCACUCAUACUGUAUGAGAAAAGGUACGCCAAGAGCUUAUCUGGAGAUGUUAAAAUGGGGAAAGGCACUUUAUACCAAACCCAUGUAUGUUCGCGCAAUGAAAGAAGCAUCAAAGCUCUACUUUCAAAUGCAUGAUGAUCACUUGAAAAGAAAGUCUGAUUCUGUGGAUGAAAACGCAGAUGAAAUUGAAAAUAAUGGCCAAAACAGUAUCAGCAGUAGUCAAAAGAAAAAAGCUAAAAAGGAAGCCGCUGCCAUGAACAAACGGAAAGAAAUUGAAGCCAAGAGUGUUGCGGCUUAUCCGAAUGACCAAGACAGCGAUGUAUUUGGCGAAAAGUUAAUUGAAACUGCCACGCCAAUGGAGAACUUCGCCACCGAAUUUUACAAUAACUACUCUAAACAAGUCAGAGAAGAUGAAAGAGAUUGUGUCUUGGACUUUGAAUUUAACUACAGAGUUGGAAAGUUGGCUUUGUGCUUUGCCUCUUUGAACAAAUUCGCUAAGAAAUUUGGCUCUAAGAACGGGUUAUUUGGUAGUAUGGCGAUUGUUUUGUUGCAUGCCACGAGAAACAACACCCCCUUUGAUCCGAUUUUGAAGAAAGUAGUCACGAAAAGUCUUGAGAAAGACUAUUCUGAAAUGUUACCAUUAAAUGAAAUCUCUAACGAUAGCUUCGAUUGGUUGAAAUUCUAUCAAGAAAAGUUCGACGAAAAUGAUAUAAACGGCCUGCUAUUUCUGUAUCGCUAUCGCGAGGAUGUUCCCGUCGAACAAUCUAACUUGAAAGAAAUAAUUAUUAACAGUCUUUCUCCCUUGGAACCCCACGCCCAGAACGAAAUUUUACAGUACCAAUUAUAA